This is a messenger RNA of Macroventuria anomochaeta, 1232 nucleotides long. RefSeq lists its product as uncharacterized. The record is from RefSeq and is a predicted model, not a curated record. The coding region runs from base 239 to 1204 and encodes 321 amino acids. NCBI's taxonomy places the organism in Eukaryota, Fungi, Ascomycota, Dothideomycetes, Pleosporales, Didymellaceae. The transcript has a single exon.
CUCAGAUCACUGCUCUUACAGCACUAGAUCUAAAGACACAGCAAUCACCCUUCGUCGAACAGGUGUCACUGACUCCGGCGUGAAGUCGGUCUAGCAUUCACUUCCGUUGACAUACAUAAAAGCUCACCUGUGCUCACAAGCUGCUGAGCCGAACCACAGCAACUGCGUCACCAGACACCGAUCCACGAUCACUCUUUCUGACUUACACUUCACACGAACAACAUCUUUACAAGCAUCAAUGUACGGGCCGUACGACCACUCGAGCUACCAUGAAGCCCAUCGUCCAUUGGACAUGGCCGACCUUCGUCAAAUGUCAUAUGACGAUCUGCGAGCAUUAUUUCGACUCCUUUCAGGCCUCGUCAGCGGAGCUGAUUCUACUCCCCACACUCGCGCAAUAUUUGAGACCAUGAACCACAUUUGGGAAAUCACUCAAGGUACACGAUUGGGCCCUGAAUAUGGCGAAUUUGAUCUCUACGGCGGCCAUCACUUUCAGGGAACAUCAAGUGCAACUAUAGAAAACGUCCAGCUCAUCAGCAGAGAUCAGUCAUCAGCUGGGACUCCGCCUCCACCCCACCGUAGCCGGCACAGGCAAUCGCCUGGUCCAACUCGCCGGGAUGCUUCCUGGGUUGCUCAGGGUGGAUUGCCAGAUACGCAUCGCCUCAACGCUCGCACCCGCCCACACAGCUGGCCGAGUUCCUUCGUGCGGGUGUGGUCGACCGCUGAAUUACGCGGCGUUCUUACAGAGCUAGGAUAUGGCGUAAGAGACGUGAACCUUCACGGGACCAGGCGUAAUAUUGAGGACGAGCUCGAGAUGCGUGACCGCGAUCCGGCGAGAGAGGCCAGAGUCGUUACUGAGUUCGUUCACGCAGCCCCUGUUCUACUACCGCAGCAACAAGACGUACACGUAUACCCUCCAACACGCCGGGAAAUCCAUGUUCAUCCUUCGCAGCCGCAGCGUGUGGAUGUUUAUGAGCCCAGGAGACAGGUGGAUAUACAUCAUCAUCAGCUUCUUCCAAGAAUUGUGCAUCACCAUUACCCAUCUCCCUCAGCGCAGACCUACAUCCAACGGGCUGGCGCCCCUCAGGCAUACGAACGGCCUGCUCCGCAGGCUGAAGACGUUGAGUUCAGGGCAAGGAGGAGGACUCAAGGUAAGAAUGAAAGGAAGAAAGGUAAUAGGGGUGAUAGCAGUGACGAGGACUACUGAGUAGGCGGGCCUUUAUGCUCAGUGGUUG